GAACCCAAGUCAUUCGGAGAGCAGAGAGAGGGAGGAAGGAAGAGGAUGACGACGACGAUGAUGAUGUUGAACUCUGGAGUGGGCACAGUCCUGGCUGUCCCAUGGCGGCCCUCAUGGAGGAUUAUGUGCUUGGCUUCCAAUACGAAUGCAGAGCAGCUACGUGCCCAACUGGAUCAGCUUCACUCAGAGGCUGAGAACGCUAGAGCCAAAGCAAACAAUGCCAGAGGGAGGCUUCUGCGUUUGUCAGAGACAGCUGAGAACCUUAAGCGACAAGCAGCCAUUAAUGUCCGUACAGGGAAGGAAGAUGAUGCAAGGGAGCUGCUCUUUCAGAAGAAGAAGGUCAUGGAAGCUUUGCAGAAGUCAAAGGAUCGCAUUGAAUUUCUUGAUGAACUUUCUAUGAAGCUUAAUGAGGCGAUAUCUAUAAAAGAGAGGCAGCUCAUUGGAAAUGUGGCAUUGGAUCUUGAAGUUGUUCAGGAGGAUUCUAGCCCUGUUCGGAUUGUAUCUCCAACCACAGAAGCUGCCGAAGAUUCUGUUGGUAGCAAAGAAUCUGAAUCUGAUGAGAAGAGUUUUAGUGACAAUCAAGAACUGCUGUCUGGCAUGGAUAGUCAAGCUAGUUUACCUGCUGUUCAAGAUGAGGGGGAUCUUAAAGUUUCUCUGCCAGGGGUCAUCUCAGUUGGUAAUGAGAUUUCAAGCCACUUGAAAGGAAUAACCUCUUUUGGGAGAUUCUUAGAGCAUCUGGAUGAACAACUCAACAAAAUCGAAGAAGAAAUUGCCACUGUUGUAAGGUUCUCAACCUUGAUACUAAACAAUGAGGAGAAAACAAAAAACUUUAAGGUGCAACAAGCACAAAAUCUUCUUGAGAGCAUCCAUGAAAUCAGGCAAAGAGUUGCCAAUAUAAAGCAGGCUGAGGCAGAGACUAGAUGAAGCUGUACUUCUUCAGUUUCCAGUUUUUUUUCUACCCGAUGAGUAUUUUCGUUAAGCAUAAACUAUUAGUGUAUGCUAAUUGCAAGCCUAUCAGGUGCUAUUAAGCAUAAACUAUUAGUAUUCCCAAGCUUAUCAGUUGUAGAAAAGGAAAUAGCAUUUCCAAUGAGUGGCUAAAUUGGGCAAAAAAAAGGCGUGUAUUUACAAUGAAACAUAUCAGCCAUUUUCUGCUUCAGUUCCACGACCAUCAGAAAAGUGUUCCUUAUUAACUUUAUGUGUUCUUCCUUGAAGGUUACCUUUGUGUGGUGUAGCAACUAUAUUGUCAUAUAUUUCUAUUUACCAACCAAAAUUACUCCUA
Molecule: messenger RNA, 1279 nt
Organism: Humulus lupulus (European hop)
Lineage: Eukaryota; Viridiplantae; Streptophyta; Magnoliopsida; Rosales; Cannabaceae
Exons: 4
Coding region: 46-924 (292 amino acids)
Source: RefSeq, a predicted model, not a curated record